This is a messenger RNA of Cololabis saira (Pacific saury), 1611 nucleotides long. RefSeq names its product zona pellucida sperm-binding protein 3-like. Gene Ontology annotation, cellular component: extracellular matrix. Bases 1 to 1611 code for a protein of 536 amino acids. Lineage: Eukaryota; Metazoa; Chordata; Actinopteri; Beloniformes; Belonidae. Gene Ontology annotation, molecular function: acrosin binding. Gene Ontology annotation, biological process: binding of sperm to zona pellucida; egg coat formation; positive regulation of acrosome reaction. The transcript is spliced from 9 exons. The record is from RefSeq and is a predicted model, not a curated record.
AUGACUCUGUGCCUUGGAGACCGAGCUCUCCAGCCGCGGCUCUCCGGGACCGGGAGCGCAUCUCCAUCUCCGGCGUCUUUUCACUCCCCGGUCCCGGUGACACCUCCGUCCAGGCCUCCCGUAGAGCCCGACGCAAGGAUCCAGUCCGACAUAGCCGAUGUCCCGGACGUCUCUGUCACCUGCUCCACGUCUGACUUUGUGCUGCGCGUGAAACCAGCCUUCUACGGCCUGGGCGCGGACGCGCAGGAGCUGACGUUAGGCAGGAGCUGCAAGAGCAACGGUGUUCUCAAACCCCAGGGAGACCUGCUCUUCCAGUAUCCCCUCAGGGCGUGUGAUGGAGCGCGUGAGUUGUCUGGUGGUUAUGUGGUCUACAAAAACGUAUUGCAUUAUCAACCUUCAGCAAAACGACUUCCGAUCAGAGCGAACCAGCUUGAGGUCAACAUUGAAUGCCAUUAUCAAAGGGACCACUCUGUGCACCAACUAGCAGUGCAGCCCACAUGGCAAACUGUUAUUGUGCACAAAAAACUGAAAGGGCGUCCAAUGGGUGUCCUGAUCAAAUUGACGGACGAUUCAUGGGAGGAACCAGCCAAGACUCAAUCAUACCUGCUUGGACAAACAGUCAAUGUCCAAGUCUCUGCUCCUCAACUCCUCUCCGAAGAAAAGCUGUACAUCAAUAGCUGCUAUGCAACACCAUCUAGUGGUUCCAAGUCAUCUCUUAAAUACACCAUCAUAGACAACUGUGGUUGUAUGUUGGACAGCAAGCAGGACCCAGGGGCCUCUCAGUUUGUUUCUCGGACUCACAAUACCGUGAGAUUCUCCUUAAAGGCCUUCCAGUUCACAGCUGAUCCAGACACGGAGGUCAGCAUUCACUGCAAAGUGCUAGUUACAUCAGAAGGACCAGGACCGGCACACAAAUCCUGCACCUACAAAGACCACAGCUGGAGAGCUCUCUCUGGUGAUGACUCAAUAUGUGAAUGCUGCGAGUCAAGAUGUGUCACCUCUAAACCCCGGAGAGCCUUGAUGGAAGGCUCUGCCAGUAGUAGGCCGUUACUGGUUUCGGAUCAUCUGUACACUGCAGAGGACAGCUUAUCAGUCGGUCCUUCGGCAGUCAAGAGAAAGGAAGAUGCUGAGAUGCAUCAUGGUGAGAUUUGGGAAAGUGCAGAUAUGGAAAAGCAUGAUGCUGCUGAGAUUGAGAAGCGGAAGCUUGGAAGGGAGCCGGACCUUGAUGAGUUGGGUUAUAGGAAGAGGGUAUUUGAGGACUGGACUGAGAGUAAAGUGGGGAAUAUCAAUACAUUUGGGGAAGAUGGAACGAAGGAGUUUUCACAGCCCGAAGAAGCUGAGGUAAGGUUCGAGGAGAUCUCAGAAAAGCCAGCGACCACUAUGAAUGAGAAAGAAGGUGAGAUGAAUCACCGCUGGAUGAAGUUGGAGCAAACGUUACCAUCGCAGACUGAACCACAGUUGGAUCCGUCUGAGUCAGAAAAGGGGACGCAUAACUGUAAAGCUAACAAGUGUAGAAGGAUGAUGGACUCUCAGGUGCAGCUGAAGAAUGACAGCAGCCUGACAGAUACUGUAAAUGGAGAGGAAAAGACGUGGUAUUUCCCAUGGAGGUAG